GAACUGAGUUUCCAGGACUUUGGCCUCUUGUUUCUGGAGUAUACCUGUGCUCAAUCAGGGCAGUGAAACACUAUGACAACUACCAACGAUUCUGCAGGAGACACGAUGAGGCAAAGAAAAGGCAAAGCCUCGAAAGACCAAAACGGCAAAGGAGAAAAUGGGACAGCACCUGAUCACAUUAACAGUGUUGUAGAAUGGAACAAGCACAUGGAGGUUGUGAAGGCGGAGCUGGUAGAGAACAUGAGCUCUCACCUAAAAACCCUCCUUGAUAAGGCUGUGGCAGAAGCUGUGCUGUCCUACAAGAAAGAGAAUGCCACCUCGCUACCCCAAAAAAGGGACCAGGGUUCUGGAUCUGAUCAAAAGAAAAUAUUCCUGCACCGAGCCUCCCUGCUAGAUGAACUGAUGGAAGUGGAGCACUUUCGCACAAUAUAUCAUAUGUUUGCGGCAGCACUGUGUGUUUUUUUCAUCAGCACUGUGGCUGUCGAUUUUGUUGACCAAGGAAGAUUGGUUUUGGAAUUUGAUUUGUUGUUUUACGCCUUUGGACAACUUAAAACCGUGGUAUUUUCAUGGAUUACGCUCUUCAUCUAUACUCUUUGGAUCCCCUACAUAGCACUGCAUUUCUGGGGAUCUUCUUAUCCCAAAUCAAAGCACCCAUUCAUUCUGUCUGCUUCAGUCGCCAGCAUUUUUAUUGUAUGCCAGAUCUGCAUUUUGGGUGUUCUUCCCAUAUACAUUGUGGUUCAUUACAAACUGCCUCCUGCAUCAAGCAUCAUAGUCCUCCUAGAGCAGGUUAGAUUCCUGAUGAAGACUUAUUCCUUUCUAAGAGAGACUGUUCCAUCCAUCAUUUUAAAGGAAAGGAAGGAGGACCAGCUUCCAAAGCUCUCUAGUUAUCUCUAUUUUCUCUUCUGCCCAACUCUGAUUUACAGAGACAGCUAUCCGAGAACCCCAUAUAUUAGAUGGAAAUAUGUGGCUAAGAACUUUUCUCAGUUCCUAGGAUGUCUGUUCUUUACAUACUUCAUUCUGGUCACACUGUGCAUUCCAGUUUUCACUAAUAUGAGCAAGCAGCCGUUCAGGACUAGGACCUUGGUGCUGUCCAUCUUCCAUGCUACUCUCCCUGGCACUUUUCUUCUCCUGAUCACGUUCUUUGCCUUCUUGCACUGCUGGCUGAACGCCUUUGCAGAGAUGCUUCGUUUUGCAGAUCGUAUGUUCUACAAGGACUGGUGGAACUCGACAUCAUUUUCAAAUUAUUACCGUACAUGGAACGUGGUCGUCCAUGACUGGUUGUAUUAUUAUGUCUAUCGUGACCUCCUAAGGCUGUGUAACCAGCGAUUCCGGGCUGGGGUGAUGUUGGCUGUGUUCCUCAUCUCUGCUUUAGUACAUGAAUAUGUAAUAACACUGUCAUUAGGAUACUUCUACCCGGUCAUGUUUUGUCUGUUUGCCAUCUUUGGAGUGCUCUUCAACUUCAUGAUGCACGAUAAGCGAACAAGCCCAGUUUGGAAUGUGAUGGUUUGGACGUUCCUGUUCAUAGGCCAGGGUAUUCAGCUGUGCCUAUACUGCCAGGAGUGGUAUGCCCAGAUACACUGUCCUCUCACCGAGAAAACAUUCUGGGGAAUGAUAACUCCUCGUUCAUGGACCUGUCGCUUAUAGCUUAUAAAUUGUAGACUGCUUUAGGACCUUGUGAAGCCCUCCAAUGCUACAUCAUCUGCUAUGGAAAGAAGAGGCUACAGCAACCUACUUACAACUUAACACUUGAUCCCACAGACAGGGAGAUUUUCUGCAUGAUGUCUGACUUAUAAAACUCAUCAAAAUGUUCAAGCCAUGGCCUUGCAUUUACUUCAUUCCUGCAAUGACCAUUCAUUUAUAUGCAAUGAAGUAGGACCACGUCAAUCAGAGAGAAGUUUAUAAAGUAUAUUCAAUAAGACUCAUAGAGUGGGCAAAAAGAAGAUCAGCAGCGUUUUCUUAAAUUGAGAAAUUUUG
Molecule: messenger RNA, 1974 nt
Organism: Spea bombifrons (plains spadefoot toad)
Lineage: Eukaryota; Metazoa; Chordata; Amphibia; Anura; Pelobatidae
Gene: SOAT2
Product: sterol O-acyltransferase 2
Exons: 15
Coding region: 73-1644 (523 amino acids)
Biological process (GO): cholesterol efflux; cholesterol metabolic process
Cellular component (GO): endoplasmic reticulum membrane
Molecular function (GO): cholesterol O-acyltransferase activity; cholesterol binding; fatty-acyl-CoA binding
Source: RefSeq, a predicted model, not a curated record